Molecule: messenger RNA, 297 nt
Organism: Clonostachys rhizophaga
Lineage: Eukaryota; Fungi; Ascomycota; Sordariomycetes; Hypocreales; Bionectriaceae
Source: the annotation of a GenBank genome assembly
AUGCAUUUCACCAAGACCCUUGUUUCUCUAUUUGCCCUUGGCUCCUUUGCCUCGGCCUCCUUCUACGAGGCCGAUGAGUCGGUGGAGCUCGCCGCUCGCGAGGCUGAGUUCCUCCAAGCCCGCGCCGAAUACAUCGAGGCUCGCGACAACUACAUCAUGGAGAAGCGUGGCAGCGCCCACCAAGGUGUUUGCUGGGAGAAACAGUGCAAGGAGGCGUUCAAUAAGGGAUUUCGCGUUUGUAGUACUACUGAUUGCAAGAAGAAGCGAGAUGGAGCUAAAUGCACUUGCGACAUGUAA